Molecule: messenger RNA, 381 nt
Organism: Tetrahymena thermophila SB210
Lineage: Eukaryota; Ciliophora; Oligohymenophorea; Hymenostomatida; Tetrahymenidae
Product: 40S ribosomal protein S12
Exons: 1
Cellular component (GO): cytosolic small ribosomal subunit
Molecular function (GO): structural constituent of ribosome
Source: RefSeq, a predicted model, not a curated record
AUGGCUGAUCAAAACUAAUAAUUAAACGAAGUUUUAGCUAAGGUUAUCAAGAGCUCUAACUGCCAAGAUGCCAUCUCCAAGGGUCUCCACGAAGUCUUGAGAACUAUUGAAGCCAAGCAAGCUCUUUUCGUUUGUGUUGCUGAAGAUUGCGAUUAAGGUAAUUACGUCAAGUUAGUUAAGGCUCUCUGCGCCAAGAACGAAAUUAAGUAUGUCUCUGUUCCCAAGAGAGCUAGUUUGGGUGAAUACUUGGGUCACUUCACCGCUAACGCUAAGGGUGAAAUCAAGAAGGUUAAGGGUUGCUCUUCUCUUGCCAUUAGAAAGUACGCUCCCGAAAUCACUGAAGAUGAAAAGAAGAUCAUCGAAGGUGCUCUUAAGGCUUGA